Callithrix jacchus (white-tufted-ear marmoset) is the source of this 3916-nucleotide messenger RNA. The record is from RefSeq and is a predicted model, not a curated record. NCBI's taxonomy places the organism in Eukaryota, Metazoa, Chordata, Mammalia, Primates, Cebidae.
GGCAGGGUGGGCGCCAGGGCUCCGGGCGCAGGCGCCAAAGGGAGCGCUGCCGAUGGGGAGGGAAGGCGUCCGGACCCAGCUGAGGGCGUACUGCGGUCAGGUCGAGGUGUGAGCAGGAGGAGAGGUGCUCCCCGCAGCCUGGGGUGUUUAGGGAGGCAGCGGGUACGGCGUUGAGCACCUCUGCCUGUACCCGGAGCACGGAACAGGGUGGCACCAGGAGGGGUUCGGGAUAGAUCGUAGAGCUUUCAGUCGGGGUAUGUAUGGGACAGAAUCUCAGUAGGACGUUCUUUGGCGAUAUUGAAACAAGAUGAGUCCUGACGGAUGAUAUUUACUGGACAAGAGGUAGAUCCAGGUAUAUGCUAAACAGCCACUAUUUUCGCUUCUGCAUCCCCACAUCCCUUGAAGUGGUUGUUUGGGCUCAUUUUUCCUGCAAGGGAACCGUGAUGGAAAGCUGAUACCUAUGCAACUAUCUUGCAUGUUCUGCACAUGUACCCCAAAACCUAAAAUGCAAUAAAAAAAAUGAAAAUAAAAAAAAUUAAAAAAAAAAGAAAUAAAAUCAACGUGACUCUGAGGUCACACUAGUUAAUGGUAGGAGCGGAAUUCACACCCAGCCAUGUGGGAAAGCAGCACUGUGCCGCCUCCCGGUCCCUGGGUUAAAUUCUCUGGAGCUGCACCAGACACCUCUGGGCACUGUGACCCCAAAGCCCUCAGCUUGUCAACAACUUGUGACAUUUUUUGUGUUAUUUGACCCAUUCACUUUUUCUGUGCCUUGGCCUCUACCUUUCCAUAGAGGCACUUCAAUGCCAGGGACAAUCAGGCCAGGGACAAUGGCCUGAUCCUCCUCAUGUGGGUUCCAGCGCAGUGCCUUUCUUAUAGCGGCAGGAUUCGUUAACACGUUAGAACCAUCCACCCCUCUGGACCUGCAUUGGUUGCUGAACAGAUGAUAAGUGAUACAGGAACAAAACCUCCAGAGAGUGGUAUUUUUGGAUUUAUGAUAAACUUCUCUGCAUUUCUUGCUGCAGCCACGAUGUAUACAAGAUAUAACAUAGUAGAGAAGCAGAAUCAAACCUACUAUUUCAGCACUCCUGCUCUUAACUUGGUGUCUUUCAUUCUUGGAUUGUUGGGAUGUAUUGGAAUGAGCAUUGUCGCCAGUUUUCAGGAGUUAGCUGUGCCAGUGGUUCAUGACGGGGGCGCCCUUUUGGCUUUUGUCUGCGGUGCCAUAUACACUCUCCUACAGUCUAUCAUCUCUUACAAAUCGUGUCCCGAGUGGAACAGUCUCUCAAUGUGCCACAUACGGAUGAUCAUCUCUGCUGUUUCUUGCGCAGCUGUCGUCCCCAUGAUUGUCUGUGCUUCAUUAGUUUCCACAACCAAGCUGGAAUGGGACCCAAGCGAAAAGGAUUAUGUAUAUCAUGUAGUGAGUGCGAUCUGUGAAUGGACAGUGGCCUUCGGUUUUAUUUUCUACUUCCUAACGUUCAUCCAAGAUUUCCAGAGUUUCACCCUAAGGAAUCCCAUAGAAUACAUUGAUGACAUUUGAAGAAAGAAGAAUUUGAUCUCACUCAGUGAAUGUUUCAGGCCAUUUCUAGAAGUGCUGCAGAGGACAGACAGGGUGUUGAUGCCACCCUGAUUAUUGGGAUGCAUCUGCGGCACAUCCAGGACUUGAAUUUAAUUAAAAAUUUCUAAUAGUUGUACUAUUUCUAAAGAUGUUUUCCUAAAGAAUGUAGAGCCUUGUGACAUUGAAGUAAUGCUUUUAUAAUUUUCUAAGUAGAUUUUUUUAUAUUAACAAAUUCAUAUACAGAAAAGACAAGGUGUUACAAAAAAGUGGAGAGCUCUUAUUUUUGUACAGAUUCUAUUUUUUUAUUUGUAUGUGAUUUAUGGAAAUACACUAAAUGAGUAAUUUAGGUUCAGUACAUUUAUUACAAAGUGAAUUGGGAUAUUCAUUUGUAAAUUUCAUUCUUAGUGAGUGAACUGCAUGAUUUUUUAUCACGAGAGCAUAUAUAAAAUUCAAUUUAUAGCAAUCAUAUACCCAAAUCAUAAAGAUUUAGUUAAUAUAUUAACACUAAGAUACUCUGAUUUUUCGCUAAGCAAAGUGCUUCUACUGAGAGGCCUUCAUGCCAUCAUGUACGGUAGCUCUAAGUGGAUACAGAAGACGUUGGUUUUGAAAUUCUGCCACCGUAUUUCUCCCUGCUCAUGAGGCCACAUCUUUUGCUGUUGCUGCUAAUUGGCCAUUUAUAGUGAGUGUAAUUCCAGGUGUAAUGGUUUCAGCAACUCAGGUGAGAACCAUCCUCUAUUAUUACUGGCACAACUUGAUAUAUAGUCAGACCCAGAACUGAAACUCACAUCUCAAAUUCAUUUCAUGCCAGUGAAUGUGGCAAAGAGAACAAAGGCCCAAGAGCGAGAAGCGGGUGGUCAAGAAGAACUUCUGGGUGUAGGGUGCUGUUUAUUCGCUCCUUCUUUUCACGCCUAUGGCUGGAUGUCCCACAACACUAUAGGAAAUGUGAGUCAGGCCCUUUGCAUUAAGCAGGAACUACAGACUCCACCUUUUCACCCAAAUCAUGAAUAACCAAUGAAAAGCAAGCUAUUCCAGAGGAAGAAGUAACCCUUGAAAUGUUAAGGCUUAGGCUUGAAAGCUGAAGAGCAGGAAUUCUCUCUUCAAAGACCCGAGAGCAUAAACCCAUGUGUGGUCAAGUGGGAACAGCCCUCAAGGGCACAUGCCAAGAGCAGAGCAGCCCAUGGAGACAGCUUCAAAGGGCAUGGCAUCAUAGGGAGUUAGGGAUAGCUCCUCAUUAACUGUUGGGUGAGUAUAGGCGUGAGGCUCAGUGGCAGUCAGGCAUCUCUGCAAUGACAAGCUGCCUUCCCUCUAUGUGUUUAGCCCAUGUUAUUGGAACAUGUCCCACACCCCUGCCACUGCCAUUUGGGCCCUAUAAGGCUAAGUAGAAUAAUCUGGCAAUAAAAGGCAAAUGUAAGCAUACUUUCUUUAAGAUGCAUCAAAAAUGAUUUUCUUUAGGUGAAUGGAAGAGUUUGACAGAGAAACACCUUUGGAAGCAAACAUUAAGAAUGCCGACUGGGUGUGGUGGCUCACACCUGUAAUCCCAGCACUUUGGGAGGUCUAGGCAGGAGGAUCACUUGAGCCUGGGACUUUGAGACCAGAGUGGGAAACAUGGUGAAAUCUCAUCUCUACAAAAAAAGCCAAAAACAAAAAUUAGCCAGGUGUGGUGGCAUGUGCCUGUAGUCCCAGCUACUUGAAAGGCUGAAGUGGGAGAAUCACCUGAGCCCAGGAGGUUGAGGCUGCAGUGAGCCAUGCCACUGUCUUCCAGUUUGGGCAACAGAGCAAGACCCUGUCUCAAAAAUAAAUAAAUAAACAAACAAAUAAAUAAAUAAAUAAAAAGAAUGCUAAUCAUUUCUGGGUUCACUGUGACUCAUUGUAAUGCUGGAGAUCCCCCUUGCAACACUGGAACUGAAAGUGAUGAAAGCUGUGUCAAGCCUUCGUUAUCCUGAAGAGGAGGAGAAAUGCCACGUGCCUUUCCCAUGGGAUCCGCAGUGGAAUGAAUACAUGGUUGUGUCUCACUUCAAACCGACUUUCGUUCUCAGCACUUCUCACAAUGGAUUUUCAUGCUUCACUUUCACAUCUCUCUGCAGUUAGAUUGGGAGCUCCUUGAGGGCAGAGUACGUGCCUUAAUUGGGAGCUCCUUGAGGGCAGAGUAUGUGCCUUAAUCUUUAUCUUUGUAAUGCCCGCAAUUAACACAGUGCCUCCUGGUACACUGCAGGUGCUUAAGAAAUACUCACUGAAUGCGUGAAUGAAUGAAUGAACAAAUGAAGGAAUGACUAAGGAUGUUUGUAGUGCUAUAAUAUAUAAUGGAAUUUACUCUGGUUUACUAGUUAGUUUCAUAAUAAACACAUGGUCUGUAUCACCUGGUAA